Capsaspora owczarzaki ATCC 30864 is the source of this 9393-nucleotide messenger RNA. RefSeq lists its product as hypothetical. The transcript has a single exon. Gene Ontology annotation, biological process: synaptic vesicle endocytosis. The record is from RefSeq and is a predicted model, not a curated record. NCBI's taxonomy places the organism in Eukaryota, Filasterea, Ministeriida, Capsasporidae. The coding region runs from base 1 to 9249 and encodes 3082 amino acids.
AUGCGGUUCUCGGCUACGAUCGUUCAGCCGGUGCUUUAUGAUCGGCCACAGCCGCGGGGUUCGACCGCGCUGUCGUCGUCGCCAUCCCAGCGCUCCUCGGUUGCUCUUGACCCGAGCAUUGGCCGAGCAGCCGCGUCACCUGCCAAGGCAACAACUGUCGUUCCCGUCGUUGUCAUUGCGAAUGGCGACGACAUGCGCGCUCCCAUGCCGGAUGUUGCCGCAUCGCACACCUCUCGAAUGAGCGCGCUUGGCAACAAUGGAGUCGUGGACGAGUCUACAUCAUCGCCAAACCUUCAACUGGUGGAUGGCGUGGCCCCUACGGACAACGGUGUGCGUGUUCGCAAGCUGUUUAUUGCUGCUUCUGCGCGCUCUGGCAAGCCUGCCGACCAUGCCGACCAUCAUCAUCGACGCUCGAACGCCACCACGGCAGCAGAGCCAUCAAGCCCUAAGACUGUCGCAAACGGGCUGGACGUGCGCGGUGGUGAUGUCUCCCAGUUUCCGCACGACAGACCGUUCAAUCAGGCGCCUCAUCAGGGCGAGGCGAGCCCGGACCAGUUGUUGUCGGUUCCCAGUUCGCCUGCAGCUGCUCGCACCAUUCUAGUGCAUGAGCCGACUUUGCCAGGCACAGCUGCCACCAGUUCCUCUUCUGCCGAUAAUUUUGUCGUUGAUGACAGUACGACCGAGUCGCUGCGAAAUGUCACGUCCGAUUCUGCACUGCUGCCACAUGCAGCUGGACGGCGACGCCACGGUGACGAUUCCCAGCCGCAGCAUGCGCUGUUCGGGACACCCAGUGCUCCAACAUCAAGUGAUUCGUCCAGCCCACAACCAAAACCGUCUGUUACUGACAGCGGUAUGGUUUUGGUGAAUGAGGACGGGACGACCCAGCUCAUCAGCUCUGAAACGGCCGUGUCCGGUGGUUCAAGGCUACCAACGCCAGUCCUUCCUCUGAUCAACGUGUCUGCCGUUGUGCACGUUUCAAGCAUCAUUCCUCAGGUCCAUUCCUCGAUGCUGAGCAUGAUUCGCCUUUCGGAAAACUUUCUUCCUGCGACCUUGCAGUCGUCCAGCUCGACUUUUCUGGAUGUGACCGAUGCCGUCGCAGCGAUCGAGUUGAUGGACGAUCUGGCAGCCGUUGAGCAUCAUCCAACGUCCGAGCUUCAUGCGCAACUCGUACACAACUUUGGUGUUGUUCAACAACCUGGUGCCCAUGAGGUCUACGAAGCAACCGAGCGCUCAAAGAAAUUUGCGGCCGCCGCGCGAUUGGCCUCCGAUGGUACCGAGAACGAUGACGAGUCGGUGGAUUUGCGUCAAAGCGUCCUUCACCCCCAACGACGAACGGUUCCGUCCUCGAUCACCAACAUGCCCAGCCGAUACGAUCCUGCCUUGAAAAAUCUGCUCGUAUCGAAGGGCAUUUUCGACGAAUCUACCGCCAUUCAGUUUGCUGCGAGCAACAGUCCAUCCAAUCCAAGAGGUGCCUCCCAGCUUGGGCGCUCAAACACGAGCGUGCUGCUGGUUGGCCCGUCGGCCAUGUCCUCGGGAGGCGCGUCGGCGGCAUCGGCGUCCAGGGGAAUGGCGAGUCUCCAUCCCGUGCCUGGUGGUGCGCUUGCGGAGCACACGAUUCGCGCAAAACCAAACUGGCUCCGAAAUCGCUUCCUGGCCAAAUCCUCAGUGUCUUCCUUUGCCUUGGUCAGCGCUCGCGCUCACAACGUGUCCCUUAUCCCGUCGCGUGCAUCAAAUCAGCAGCUGCUGCGCAACAUUGAUGCCCGACUUGGAUCAUCGAGUGGCGGCAUUUCGGCAGGAGGCGCUCCACCAGCUGGACAGCGGUUGCACUCGUCGGCAGUUGCUCUGUCUCCUCCCCAGCGCGUAGCUCGGCGUCCUCGCGUUGGUCCGUGGGCGACCAUCCAUCUUGUGUGCUCGGUGCACCAGGUUUGUCUGCAAACUGUCUCCAUCGACGGCAAGCACAAACUCGAUGUAAAGCUCGAACAGUUGCGGUGCUCCACCACGGUUCACAAUGUGAAUCUGGGGCUGGGAUCUGCCGCCGACGCCGCAAUGACUGCCGCCGCUGCGUUAAACGGUCUCGUCCCCGAGUCUGAGACGCUCGACUGGAAUACGAACGCGCUACAAAUUCAGCGGCUCGUCGACGCCACCAAGCUUGAUCGCUCUCGAUCACUCGUGCUCACAAGCGGAUCCAUCAGUGUCAACAUGCUCAAGAGAGUGGGGCGGCAAGUGCCGUCCCACUCGCCGAGGCGUUAUUACGUAUCAGAGAGACCGGAGCGCGUCACGACCAAACCGCUCAGCGACCCGCAGCUUGACACGACGCCGUCAGCUAUCGUUGAUGAUGUCCCUCUUGCACAAAUCUCAAUCAUCGAUGCAAGUGCACUUGUCAAUCUCAAGCCACUGGAGUCGGCCGGCGACAUGACGCAGGAUGUUUUGAUGCAUCCGCAGUUGUUUUCUGAAACGAUGCACUCGACUGCCACCUUGGCCAAGGAUCGAUGGGUGGUCGCCCGUCAAGAUGUGCUUCUCCGCUGGAACUCGCUCCUCAUUCAAACGUUCCACAGCACCACCGAGUGUCUGCCGCUGCUGGAGGAGUGGUUUUGUGCCAGCCAGCGUUUCUCGCAAACCGCCCCACUACCGCCGCCCAGCAGCUCAUUCUCUCAGCAAGCUAGCCAAUCUGGCCCAAGCGGUGCUGCCUCUGCGACUACAUUGGCGCAUGUCGCGGCUCGCAAGCCUGUCACAGCUUUGAGAUUUGAACUGGGGAACAUUCAAGUGUCGCUGGCCAUCACGCCCAGCAUUAGUGCGGGCUACUCGAUCCGAAGCAUUAGCGCAAUGCUCGCGCACAAUGCCGCGGGCGUGUACAGCGGUCGAUUCGACCUGGCAGAGCAUGCAUUUGGAUUCCGCACGACGCUGUCGUCGUCGGGAGACGCGUCAGCAGCGGCACCAGCUCCCGCUCCUAAACCAUCGCGGAAAUCCAAGGUGCUUUCGCUGCCUCUGCCGCAAAUUGCGAUUGGCGCUGUAUUUUCAUCUGCUGCUUCUGCACCGAGCGAACGCUCAAACGGUGUCUCCACCCCUGCAACAACGACCUCUUCGCAACAACGCGGGUCGCUCGAUGUGGCAAUGACUGUUGAAAAGUGGCAUCUCCAGCUCCCCGUUGAGGCAGUCGGUCACUUCCUUUUGAUUGGAGCAGCCAUCGACUCUGAGGCGACGCUGCUGAUGAAUGGAAUUCGAAGAAUCAAGUACAUGCUGAUGGAGGAUGCGCUGCGGCGAUCGCGCAAAGCCCCUCUGCUGCGUUCUGGAGGUCGAUUCCCCACUCUCAGCGACCCCGCGUCUCGAGCCUCCAUGACGCGAAGCCCUGCGACACCAGACUCCAACGCUGCAGGCAGUCGCUCAAAGCCACCGGUACCUCAGCCCAUCUUUGCACCGCCUCAGAGCAAAAUCAAGCUGCGGUUUGCAGAUGCCAACUUGACCCUUGCGUCGGGCUCCAAGUUUGGCCUGUCUUUCGUGACAGACCCUUUCAUCGUGUCGUUCGACAAUGGAGAAGUGGCCAGCAAUCUCGCCACCUCGUCGUCCAGCGCUCGACCCUCCAAAGUGGAAAAGUUCCGUUGGAAUGCAUCCGUGUCGAUGCGACUGCUGCUCAACGAACUGCAUCCUCCACAUCCCAGUUCGAGCGGGCCGCUGGCAUUCUUCCAAACAACUUUGGUGGUGCAAAACAUGGCAGAGUUGCAGUCGAGAGUCGACACUGAACGACAAGUCCGUGCGCAAUCGCAAUCGCAAUCGCGGGCUGCCUCAAGGGAGCAACUUUCUACUGUGCAUCACGAAGAUCCGGAAGCUACCUCGUCUGGAUUGUCGGCAAUCACCAACACCGUUUGGGUGAUGGUCAAUGACACGUCUGGCGUGUUCCCUGUCAGCGCUGUGGAGAAUGUCAUGGAGUUUGUCCUGCGCCACAACCGAGCCAUGCAGUUCUGGGAAGCUCACAAGCAGCAAGCGGUCUCGAGCUACUUUGAUCUUGUUCACAGUCAGCAGAUGGAACUGCAUUCGCGGAAACCAGUGGUCGUAGCACGAACGAUCCAUUCCAAGAAAGGCGAGCCAGUUUCCAGUGCUGCUGCAGCUGCUCGAGAUGUCUCAACCGGAGCAUCAUCGCCCGUCGGUCAGCCCAGCCUCGGCGGUGCCGCUCCAGCCAUGACGGCCGCUCCCGUGAAGCACUGGAUUCAACUGACCGUGCAUCGAAUAUCGCUUGCGAUUCCCCUUGUCGCCCCGAAGCUCAAUGUCGUUCGACGAACGGCAUCAUCGCUCGCCCGCGGCAAUACCGAUGCCUUGCGCUCAGGCAGAGCAAGCAGCGUGAGCAGCCAGCGCUCGGCUGGCUCGCACCGCUCGGCCGACCCGCAUGGCGGCAACGUCUCGGCAAUGAUUGUGAGCAUCGACCUCAUGCGUGUCUCCGCUUUUGGAACCAAAGCCAGCACGGGCGCAUUGCAAAAUUUGGCAGUGCGCUUUGUGGACGGCUUUGACGCCUCGCGAGUCAUGUCGUAUUUGAACUUUGCCAAGGAGACCACGCGCAACAUUGCGCUAGUGCCGUCAGCCACCUACCAACUGUGCGCGAAGACCGAGACGGCCACUCCAGAUUCUGGCAUUCAGCCUGGACCCUCGCGAAUGUCCGAGUCGAACGCGUUGGCCAAGUCCCAUGAUUCGCUUUCGACACCCUUCCUGGUGGAUGCAAGCGCUUUCGCGACCGCGACAGCCACAGGAUUACCUGCAACUACCAGAACCGCACCUGCGGCGUUGGCUGGCGAGGAUGAUGAGAUGCGAGACGAUUCGAAGGCAGCAGUCCUCAGCGGCCGCGUCACGUUGGCCGUGUUGUGCUCCAUCCAAGGCUUGGUGGUGGAAUUGGAUCCGCACAUUGCACGAUUCUUGCCAAUGCUGUCCAACACGUUGAAUUCGCUCACGGAUCACACGCAAGCAUUGACGGACAACGCCCCCGCUUGGCUCUCGUCAACAGCCGCCUAUCCAUCACUGGACGAUGCCGCAAUGUUACAAGAGGAUCCCGAGGCGCUAGGGGCCCGUGAGGCCGGCUUGUUGGUGCCCUCCGAGCAGUCCAGGCUUGAGCUCGAGGUCGAUGUUGCCAUCAGCAUCCACAGCGGCAAGUGCUCGCUGCACCCUCAUCCACAAACCCGCCCUGUCGUCGUUGCCAACCGCGCCAGCAUGUACCGACCCCGUCAAGACGAGCCUGGCGGUGUGCCGAAUCUUCAACAUCAACAUCAUCAGCAAACCCAACAGCAAGCGCAGCAGCAGGCGCAACAGGACCGUGUGACUCAACUGCUCAUUCCGGGCGUGACCUGUCGUGUCAACUACACGCCAGUGACGACUCAUGAUGGUGCCAAGAGCGCUGUCCAUUUUGCUGCGGCUGAACCAUCAAGCGGGUCUCUGGGCCGGCCCGUCAGCGACGCCCAGCUUGACCAAGAUUCCGCCAGAGCAAGUGGUGGUGCGUCUGCAAAGCCGCAAAACCUGGAUCAACACGGCAACUUGCGUGUGGAACUCUCCAUCAACAGCCUUCCGCAUGCCGUCGUGCUACGACCCUGUCUGUUGGAGUUUUUGAACGACAUGGUCCAAGUCAUUGCCGUCCAAAACAAACGCCGGCAGCAACACGGCCAUGCGGCUGCUUCUCGAACCACCAGCGAUAUGGUCGGCAGGCCUGCUCGACGGGGCUCCUCGGACAGCGACCCCAGCCUCCUCGAUCCUGAGCGACUUUCCCUAUCCUCGGCGCAGUCGUCCAUUGCUCAUGCCGAUGAAGGAUCCGGCGAGCGACAAGCUGCACCCCACAGCAGUGCGCCGCCUCAGGUGCCUCAGGUGCCUCAGGUGCCUCAGGUGCCUGCACUUGGAUCGUCUCGACGCCACGUUUUGCACGUGUGCCUUUUCGUCCGCAUUCAUGCCAUCUCGAUCGAAAUCACAUGCCUCCCUGUUUCGCAGGUUUCGUGCAAGAUUCGGUUGCCGGCGUUGGAUUUGCUGCUGUCCACCAAGGAUGCCCCCGACUCCACGUUGGCGCUUUCCUCGGCGUCCGUCGAGUCGUUUUCCGCCACUGCCGUCCCCGAAAAACGUCAGACAUCAUUUGCAGCCGCUCUGCGUCGCGCAACCACCCGCGAUCGAUUGCCCAUCGGACUAGCGGCCUCACCCAGAUCCGACGCUGCGACAACAACAACAGCCGCAGCACCAGCAGCACCACCAGCAGCGACGGCUAGCUCCGGUGGUGCACCUCCUCCGUCCUCUGGAUCGUACUACGAUGUCGUCUUCGGCGACAGCUCGGAUGUGCUUCGUGGCCAGGCCAUCUACCUGACAUGCAAAUUGUCGGAAUUUGAAGUCGGUUUGCAUCAUCCCUACUCGCCUCACGAAGCUCUGUCGCUUUCCAUUCGCGAAAUCAAGGCCAACGCGGGUAGGAUGCCCCGGCCCCGACUCUUGCUCUCCGCUCUGUGUAACUUGGACGGCCUCUCGCUCGUCUACAACUUUAGGCAGCUCGAAGAAAUCCUCAGUUUCAAAAAAGUGUGGUUUGGGCGACAGCUGAUCUGGAGCCUGCUUUUCGGCGACCAGUUUGCCGCACCGCCACCGCCCACCUCACCCCUAUCCCAUGAUCCCCAAGGUGCUGUGCACGAAGACAACGUGGCGACCUCGCGAACCGAACAGGGCGAUGUCCCCGCGACGAAUAGUCACAAUAGCGGCCACCGUCACAGCAAGCACUUGGCAUUGGACGACGACACCACAUCUCACGUGUCGUUCUCGCCUUCGAUUGCAAUCGAAGGCGAGGAUCCGCACAACCCACACAGCGACGAGCGCGUUGAUCCGACCAACGACCUCCUCACUGGUAGCAGCAGCACAGAGUCGCUCCAAGACCAGGAACCUGAAACUGGCCGCGGGCAACGAUCUGCGGAGCGCAAGGCACCUCUGGUCUUGUUUUUCGUCAACAUUCACCGUGUGGAAAUUGUUUCCAAUUUGGGACAAUCCUUAGGAAAGGCGCGGUGGACGAUGAACGGCUUGGCCGGCAAGGGUCGUCUGGAGCUCUCCACCAUGCCGUCCCUCUUGGCACGCGUGUCUCUGCAAAGCUCCAAAAUCACCAACGACGGCGGUCUGUUGAGUGGCUUCUUUGACAUUCACAAUGUAACGCUGGUCGCCUCCCGUCGGCAGCUCGAUCCGAUCCGGCAUCACCAGAACAAUCUAGUCACAUUGAAGGCGGAAGAUUUUCCCCUGGUCCUGUGCCACAACAAUUGGUCCUUUUGCAUUGAAAACAUUGCGGCCAACGUCGAGUACAACCGCAGUCGUAUUCUUGUCGCACACAUGCACAAGCUCAACAUGCACUUCAACGAUCGAUGGACUUAUAGCGUGGUCUCUCAUGCACCCCCGUCGGACCCCAGCAAGGUUUUCACCACAGGUGUGGCUGUGCUUGAGCUGGAAGGGCCGUCCGGGGAUUUCAGUCAGGCUGCCAUCCAGCCGUCGUUCGCCGUGUUUGGUGAGGUCUUUUUUGAGCACGCGCGGCUCAUCUUGUCCAAGGAGACUCUCCCUUCGUUCCAAUCGGUGGGCAAGCGUGUCGCUAUGCUUGUCACCGAACAGCGAGAUCGCAUUGCGCGCCAGUUUACUCCCAGCCGCUCUGUGGCCGUAAUGCCAAACACGACGUCCUCCAACAAUGCUGCUUCGGCAGCAGUAGCCGCUGCUUCCCCGUCGUCAGAGUCGCUUUCUUCCCUUGGCAAAGAGUUGUUGCGGUUUGGGUCACUCCGCGUUCGUGGUCGUGAAAUAUCUGCAGCGCUGUUCUGGCACAGUUUGCUGGAUCCUGAUUGGGCGCUGUUUGAGGUGAAGGAUGUGGACACAAGGUACUUGUACAAGCGAAGUCAUUCGCGGCAACGAAUUGAUCAAACUCUUCAGCUCGUGUUUGGACCGACGAGCCCCACUCAAGCUGCGGCUUCCACCGCCAGCCCCAGCUCCAGCUCAAGCUCAAGCUCGAGCGCGUCGUCGUUCCUUGCCACACGCAUACCUGCCCAAGCUCCUGGACUUGAUUUUGAAGCGCCGCACCAUGCAGUCGCAUUGCUCAACCCAGGUGUCGGAAUGGGUGGUGUUGGAGUUUUGAAGCUUGGAAAGCUUGUCGUGAACGAGCAGCUCGCUCAAGCGGAAUUUACCAAGCUGCUGGCCGUUUCUGAACUCAUGCCGCUGAUUGCAGUUGGAGGGCGCUCGAUCGUUGUACAGCGCAAGGAGGACAAGCGAGUUCAGCUGUCCAAAGGGCGCAAGGAAGCCACCGAUGGGUUUUCAACUUCAGAAUGGUUUGACUUUGUGCGCAAGACCAAGAUCGAGUUUGAUAUUUUCGUUGUGCCUGCCGUGAUUCUUCACAUGGAGAGCUCGCGUCCGCUGGCGAUCCAGCAAGCUCAUCGCCCUCAUCGUGACCACCACAAUCAACCCGCUUCUUCGCCGGCACCUUUGGCCGCUUUGUCUGGCGAAAAGCAGCUGCCCGCGUUCCGCCCUCAGGUCGCCGCCGCGAGCACGACACCCACGAUUACAAUCAACUCAACGCCUCAAGAACUCGAGCAACCUUCUGCUGGCAACUCCCACGUUGCACCCGUGUCGCCCGUUGCGCGGCAUCGUCGAAAUGCCGGAGCUCAGAUUGUGGAAUGCAAGUUCUUGACCGACUUUAAAGAGAGUAUCAGCGUGUCGCUCGAUGUCAGCUUGUACUUGUACCUCGGCAACCUCGUCCGCUUGUUCCGAGAUGAGGUUGACCGUCGAUCAGCCGCGACCCGGUGGCAGCGUGCCAACGACAAAAUCAAGGCGUUCAGUGUGCUUGCGGGCAGCUUGUCGAGUCGCUCGACCCCGACGUCGGCAACGGAUGCAGCAGCAGCGGCUGUUGUAGAUGCCGAACAGUCUGCGUCUCGCACUGUGCGCCCUGCCGCUGAAAGCUCCUCCGCCUCCUCUGAACGCACGGCCGAGCACGCAUCUGGUCGAGUCGAAACCCCAGGCAGCAGCAAGCACCGUCUCCACGACGGCCGUGUCUUCCACUGCGACCCAGAGAACUUUAGGCUGCAACCCGAGCUGCGGCUGACGGCCUAUGCAGGCAAGUUUGUCCCAGAUUUGAACUGGGUGCUCGACAAACUUGGCUUUAAAGAUGUCGUCGGAACUGUUCCCAAGUACACACAUCUUGGUGUGAUUGAUCCGCUCGAGGACCUGCUGCAUCUGCUCGCUUCGCUUUGUCUUCAGGUUGAUGAGACGAGCCCGCGUGCCGAAACACUUGCUUGAGCGAAAACGGGUCCCUGUUGCCGUGCCGCGGCUAAUUAUUCCUGUUUGCGUUCGGUUGUUGGUCUGUUUUAUUUGAGAUUUUUGUACUUUAUGUCGCUUUUAUUUUUGUAUGCUUUUAUUUUGAUUUCAUGUACAAUAGAAGAG